Molecule: messenger RNA, 1872 nt
Organism: Anopheles marshallii
Lineage: Eukaryota; Metazoa; Arthropoda; Insecta; Diptera; Culicidae
Gene: klhl10
Product: kelch-like protein 10
Exons: 6
Coding region: 1-1872 (623 amino acids)
Molecular function (GO): protein binding
Source: RefSeq, a predicted model, not a curated record
AUGAUUGGUGAACUUCGAGCAUCGCGCACAGAUACCUCAUCCUCGACAUCGUGCUCCACCACAAUAGAGGCAUCGUCCUCCAAUGUGUCCCUCCAGCCGAAGCGAUGCAUCAGCUACAUGACGAUGCAGACGCUGCACGAUAUGCGGCUGAGUGAGACGCUUUGCGAUGCAUCCAUCGUGCUGCCAGAUAAUGGCCACGAGUUUCGCGUACAUCGUGUCAUCGUGGGAUCGUGCAGUGAAUAUUUCCGCAUCCUGUUCACGACGUCGGUGCCGAGCGAGAAAUACCUUCUUGCGAUACCGGGUAUACCCAGUUCCGUGAUGGAACAGACCAUCCGGUACGCGUAUCUGCGCGAGUGUGAUCUGACUGAGGAUACCGUGUACGAUGUGUACGCGGCGGCCGACUUUCUGCUCAUGAACAGCCUUAUAGAGCAUUGCUCCGUGUACAUACUGGACCGGUUACGUCUAGACAACUGUGUCACCAUGAUGUUAUUCGGCAGACAACGUGCAUCAAAAACACUGCAAGAUUCGGCCCGGCUGUUUAUUCUGAAGAACUUCCCAAGGCUCGCCCAAGACGCCACCAAUAGUAAUGAGCUACUGCAGCUCGACGUGGACGAUAUCUGCCAGCUGCUCGCUGAUGAUCUUUUGAAUGUGCGUGAAGAAGAUACGGCUUGGGAGUUUUUAUUGCGUUGGAUCGAACAUGAUCCAGCCAAGCGAAGCAAACACAUCUGCCGGCUGAUGAAAACGGUUCGCUUCGGGUUGCUAAAUACGGAGUAUUUCCUAGAUAAGGUGAAAGGAAAUCAGUACGUGCUGGCGAGCGAUGAGACGAAACCAUUGGUGAUUGAAGCGUUAACCUUUCUGUACGACCUAGAAAUGAUCAGUACCAAAGCUAUGAAAGAGAUGAAAACUCCUGCAAUCGCAAUGCCUCGGUUACCGCACGAAGUGAUAUUCACUGUCGGCGGUUGGGGCGAGGGUCAAUCGCAAUCCAUCGUUGAAACGUACGACACGAGGGCAGAUCGCUGGAUAAAGGUGUCCAAUGAAGAUCCGGCUGGGCCACGCGCAUACUACGGGGCAGCUUACAUCGGGCGCUAUCUCUACUUUGUUGGAGGCUAUGACGGAGUGGAACAUUUCAACACCUGUCGUCGGUACGAUAUGGUGCUUAAGGACUGGCAGGAGAUUGCCCCAAUGCACUGCAAACGAUGUUACGUCAGUGUGGUCGCCCUGGACGGUAUGCUCUACGCGAUGGGAGGCUACAAUGGUUCCAAUCGGCACAACUCAGUCGAACGGUACGAUCCCCGCACUAACCAAUGGACGCUGAUCGCACCGAUGGGUUCUUUGCGUUCGGAUGCUGACGCCUGCACACUGAACGGCAUGAUCUACAUUGCCGGCGGGUUUAAUGGGCACGAGUGUCUCAACACUGCCGAAAUGUACGACCCGCAGGCGAACAGCUGGUCCCCGCUGCCACCGAUGCUGCAUCGCCGAUCGGGCGUUUCUUGUACCGCUCUCGGUGGAGCGUUAUAUGUGGUCGGUGGAUUCAAUGGGCUCAUCCGGUUGAAUAGCUGCGAACGGUACGAGCUGGCUACGAGGCGCUGGACAGCCUGCGCGGAGAUGUUCCACCAGCGGAGCAACUUUGGUCUGGAAGCUAUCGACGAUAUGCUGUUCGCGAUCGGUGGCUAUGACGGUGUAAGUGCGAUCGCGUACGUUGAGUGCUACAGCCCGAACACAAACGAAUGGUUUGAGGCAGCCGACCUGAGCAUGAUGCGGUCCGCAUUCCGAGCAGUCACCGUAUCCGGGCUACCGAACAUCCAGGACUACGUGCAUUCGAACAGAGAAAAUUCCCCACCCGCGAGCGAUGUCGAGGAUGAGCUGGACUAG